CCCCUCCUCCACCUCCUCCACUCUCUCGAGCAUUCCCCAACCGCCCAGCCGCCCAGCCGCCAGCGGCAAAGGCAGCACGAGUGUACCAGGCGACAUCCCAGUGUUGAGCCGGUGGAGGCAGCAGGUGGCGCCCCCCGGGGGAGACUCGGCAGCCGCCCUGAUCAUUUGGGAUACGACGACGAGACCUGAAAGAGGUUCGAGUUGACGGUGCGCUUGAGAGAGAGAUGUGAUAAGCCAGGCCAGCUUCGUCUACCGCCUCUUCUACCUCUUCCCAUUCCUCACCUCCUCCUUCUUCUCAUCUCUUCUUCUUCAUUCUUCUGUUACCUGUCACUGCCUCCUAACUCCCUCGUCGACACCUAGACCGCCGUCCACAUCCAAAACCCCUUUCGCCUCUACCUCCCUAGCGACUCCCCCACACAACCGAAGUAACCGCGACAACCCGCAUCCGUCACCGCCACAUAAAAUGGCGCACCCAGCAUCUCCUACCAGCGACACCGACCGCAUCUAUGCCUGCCAGCACUGCCCCAAACGCUAUGCUCGCAAGGAUUAUUUGGAGCGUCACGAACUGAACCGUGAGUACUCACCAGAAGAGAGUGUGUCGGUUACGACCGAGGGGGUCCAGCGGCAGGCUGGCAAGUGGCGUGGGGGUGAGGCAUGUGGGAGACUGGGGUGAGGCGGAAAUCCGCGGAAAGUCCAUUUCCACCCCGGACGUACAGUAUAGGCGAGAUAAGCGAGAUGUCACUCGAGAUCUCUGUGUCACUCUCUCUCUCUCCCACUCUCUCAUCAUCACCAUCAUUCUCCCCCACCCCCCUCUUUUCACAGCCUCGGCUGGAGAAUUGACUCGACUACAUGCACAUGCACCAGAGUACCUAUUGG
Cutaneotrichosporon oleaginosum is the source of this 876-nucleotide messenger RNA. The record is from RefSeq and is a predicted model, not a curated record. NCBI's taxonomy places the organism in Eukaryota, Fungi, Basidiomycota, Tremellomycetes, Trichosporonales, Trichosporonaceae.